GAACAAUUGUUUGCAACAAAUCAAAGUGAAAAUAGGAUUAGUUUUUUUGCAAUAUGACUCGAGUUGCUAGCUUCCUAGUCACUCUUGUGGCCUUAGUUACACUAAUUUUAUCUACUGAAGCCGUCCAAGCAGGUAGCACGGUUUAUGUGGCCCCAAACUCCACUGACGGGCUUUCCGUUAAGAACCAAAACUACUUGAUAGGGGUUUGUUCAAUGGUGUUACUUUUGAUCGCCUGCUAUAUGGCUGUGGUCUCAUUGGUAAGCAUUGACUAUAGCAAUGAUGCAUUGCUCAUGGUUGAGGUCCCAGAUGACACUUGUCAGAAUGAAUAGCUCAGUAGGUGUGCUCGUGCUAGAAAAUGACGGAGGUGCGAGCCAUGAGCUUCGAUUUAUGUAUCCCGGUUUAUUCUGAAGUGCAGUGUACUUUUUGUCGAUUGACCACUGCACAAACAAGUAAAUAGCUGAAAGCAGAGAUGGUUAUAAACCAUUCGAUAAAAGUUACGGAAAGAUUUCCCUUGCGCUUGGUAUGUGUGAAGGUAUUUUUUCCAAAGGGAAUAUUAUCCGUUUAGACUUUUGUGUCGAAAUGUUGAAUCAGAGUAGAUAAGAAAAAAA
Molecule: messenger RNA, 608 nt
Organism: Phytomonas sp. EM1
Lineage: Eukaryota; Euglenozoa; Kinetoplastea; Trypanosomatida; Trypanosomatidae
Source: the annotation of a GenBank genome assembly